AUGGGCCGGCGUGCAAACGAUACAAAAAAAGGUGCCGAGGAACCCAAGAAGAGAUCAAAAAAGACCAAGGUCGAGGAGACCAACCCAGAAAGUCCGGUUGUUGCCACGGGCACCGAGAGCAGCUCUGUGAGUGGCAACCUCGCAGUGCCCACAAGUGUGAAGGCCGCUUUGCCACAUUUAUCCAGCGCAGCUGCUGCGGAUGUGAAGGCUCGUGUGGGCAGUGUGACAAUUACUGUUGUCAGGGGGGGUGUUUAUAUGAGGCAGCACUACAAGCCCUUGGCACCCCUUUGCUCAUCUUCUUCGAAGGUGUCAGCAGAAGCAGUGGUAGAGGUAGGCCAGCUCAUCUUGUGCGACGACUUCGAAGGUUCCAGCAGGAACAGCUAUGGAGGCGUUAGCCCAUCAAGUGUCAAGUCUGCAGCAGCGGCGGUUGUGGAGGCAAGCCCAUCUGUGUGCAAGCCUGCAACAGAAACGGUGAUGGAGGUUAGCUCAUCAAGUGUCAAGUCUGCAGCAUGGGCGGUUGUGGAGGGAAGCUCUUCUUGUUCGGAGCUUUCGGCGGGUAUGGUCGUGGAGGCAAGCCCAUCUGUGUGCAAGCCUGGAACAGAAACGGUGAUGGAGGCGGAGGCUGCAACAUUAUCAGUAGCUAGCAGUGUCUCUCCCUCUGCAGCUGCCGAGGCAAGCCCGUCACUUCGCAAGUCUGCAGCAGGAAUCGCGGUCGAGGCAAGCUCUGCUCCUGCUGAAGCUGCAGCAGGACUGGUUGUGGAGGCAAGCCCAUCUGUGUCCAAGCCAGCAGCAGAAACAGUGAUGGAGGCGGAGGUUCGCCCGUCUUCUUCCCCGGCAACGACCGCGCUUUCCACCUCUCGUGGUUCUUUGGUUCAGGCAUGCUAUGAGAUUCACGGUGCUUUGGCAUCUCCAAAGAAGCGAGUUCUGCGGCCGCAGCGAGUUACGCUUGCUGGAGUGAUUGGGGCUCCAGGUGGAGCUGUUCUUCAUCAGCCUGGACACUUGUGUGCUGUUGUCUAUAUGCUAACCGAGAAUGCGAGCCUGCUCAACGAGCACUUUGAUUCAUCCCUGGAGGGCAUUGCUGUGGGUUUUGAGUACGAUGAGAAACGUUUCAAGGAGAAUUGGGCCGCCUAUCUGACCAGCGAGAACAUCACAGAUUCUACACUCCUUGAAACCUACCGUGUGAUUUGCCGAGUCGGACCGCCGCCGCGGUACAUCAAGACACUUCUGGGCUGUGGUGAGGCAGACAACUGCUUAAGUAUGCCCUUGUACAGUGUGAUUGUUCACAACAGCAGCAAUCAGGACCUGCAGGAAUGGCUUGGAGGAAGCAGCCUGCCCGGUCUUGAAGUUCACAGUUGCUCCGUGGUCAACGCUCCCAUUCACUUCCUGUCCCUUGGCACAGCGGAGCGCCGACCGGUGCUGAUAGUGCGAGGCGUCAACGAUGCAGACGUGCAGUUGCUGCUCAGCCACCAGACGUGGAUUUUCAGAGGUGGGCCCCCCAACUGGUCCGGGGGUUGGUUUGACAAAAACCGACAGGAAGUGGAGAAAGGUGCCCCGGGGGCGACCUACAUUCGCUACACACCGGCCAUUCCUGGUAUCCAGAUGGAGGGUUGGUUGCAGGCCAUGGACAAGUAUUGCAUGGAGUACCAGCUGGAAGGCAAGAUUCCGGCCUGCGUUGCCAGUGUAUUGGCUGCUACGCCAUGGCUGAGUUUGAAAAGGAUGUGAAAAGGAUUUGAGCAGAGAUUGGUAUCUUGCAGCCGUGGAGGAGAUUGCUGUCAGAAAUUCGUGUGUUCUUAAACAUGCACUUUUACAAGUGAUUACGCUUGCUGACUAUAUUCCUUCACAUUCUCUUAAUUCUGUACGCAUCAAUUCUGUAAGUGGGCAGUUUGCGGUCGUGUUCGAAACCAGCACCAAGG
This is a messenger RNA of Cladocopium goreaui, 1913 nucleotides long. The record is from the annotation of a GenBank genome assembly. NCBI's taxonomy places the organism in Eukaryota, Dinophyceae, Suessiales, Symbiodiniaceae.